Alosa alosa (allis shad) is the source of this 3598-nucleotide messenger RNA. It is a transcript of the gene il12rb2l, whose product is annotated as interleukin 12 receptor, beta 2a, like. The transcript is spliced from 12 exons. Lineage: Eukaryota; Metazoa; Chordata; Actinopteri; Clupeiformes; Clupeidae. Gene Ontology annotation, molecular function: protein binding. The record is from RefSeq and is a predicted model, not a curated record. Bases 1 to 1665 code for a protein of 554 amino acids.
AUGCGCCAGGGCUGUGACGCCACCAAGAUACUUGGACACCAGCGCUGGACACAGGAGGAGGGAAUAACUGCACGCCACUUCCAAUUAGUUGAGCCACUGCCGUUGACCCGGUACGAGUUUCAGGUGAGGUGCACCUGUGUGGAGGUCAUGAGCCCCUGGAGUAACCUCACACUGGACACGCCUCAAGCAGCUCCUGUGGAUUUAGUAGACAUAUGGACAGACUGUGGCCUCUCCUCACACACACCCUGUAACAUCACUUGGAAGGAUCCUGAUAGGUCUCUCCAGAGGGCCAAUCUUGAGGGAUUUGAUUUCCGUGAGGAGUUCCAAAACGGAACCGUGCGGAAGUGGACCGUCAGCAGGUCGCCUGUGGUCAGCAACUCACUAGGGGUCACCCAGCCCGCCUGCAUCAACUUGGCCUUUCACACAGAAGUGCCAUCCAUGAAGUUCACAGUCACAAGAGAGGGAGAGCAGGGUUUGACUGCUUCCUGGUCUCCGCCCCCUCACUUCUCUGAGCAUGUGCAGGAGUAUGUGCUUCAGAGACGGCGGGCGGGACUUCCCUUCUCAGAUGAAUUUGAUUGGAUCAGAGUCAACAGAGACAAGAAUGCCACUCUUCUUAAAGGUCAGUUCAGGAACUGCACGCCGUAUGACAUCUCUCUAUUUGUCCUGAUGCUCAACCAGACCACCCAGAUGAUGGCAUCUACUGUGGCUUUUAGCUUCCAGUGUGUUCCUCCUGAGGUUCCGUUUGACGUCCAGUGCAGACAAGACUCGGCCUUAGUCUCCUGGGCACACACUGCACUGAAGGACACAGUCGGACAUAUGCUGCGCUACAGACUGCAGCUUAACAACAAUACAGUGUACCAUGCGGAGGGCACCCAGUUCCUGCUGCUGGGUCUGCAGCCUGCCCAGACCUAUGAGCUCACCCUGCAGGCAGAGACGGGGGCUGGAGUGGGGCACAUCAGAAGGCUCAUUUGCACCACCUCAACACCACCAGGUUUCCCCGUACAAGUGGUGGUGUGGUUUCUCGCAGCAUGUGUGUGUUGCCUCUCUGUUGGAUGCUGGAUCUACAAGACCCGCGUCCUCCACUGUGGUUAUGUGCCAGACCCUAAGCAUAGCCAGCUACUGCAGGAGCUCAACCACCUGUGGCAUCCCGUGCAGUUCUGCUCUCUCUCCGAGCCUGUCUUGAAGGGCUCUCAGUUGGAAGUCGUCCCUCUUCCGGAGAAGACGGACCCUCUGUGGCUUCAGACCAAAGACCGUCUGCACACGCCACGCGGCACAGAUUACCCUUACCCGGACCCCAGAGAGCACUUCUACCCCAACAGAGAGCACCUGCACCUGGACACCACACACCUGUCUGGGCCGGACGACUGGCCGCACACGGAACAGGAGUGGCACCACAUCCCACAGGAUGAGGAGGACCAGGAGGAGGUGCAGGAGGAGGAGGAAAGGAGCUCAGACAGUGGCUUCUGCAGGACAGGGGAGUACAGCGACAGCCAUCUGCUGGAGGAUGAGGAUGAGCUGAGGAGUGCAGAGAGAGAGGAGGAGGAGGAAAGUGACUAUGAUGGGUGGAGAGAGGAGGAGGAGGAGGAGGAGGAGGAGGAUAGCUGGGACUUGUUCCAGAAGCCCAACUCGGACUACGAGAGACACAUGCCUGUGGCCCACUGCUAACUCCUCCUUGGGCCGAUAAGUCCCCUCCUACCUCACCGCUGACCUCCGGCCUCUGAGGCCACAGCAUGGACAUGGACUCGUUUUUCUCCUAAGGAACGAGAACUUCUCACGGAAACGUUUUCUCCUAAGGAGAACUUCUCACGGAAACGUUUUCUCUUGAGGGGAACCCCUCAGGGAAACAGGUUCCUCGGUAUUGGAGAAGAAAAUAACUUCCAGAGAGAGAGCCGUUCCUCAGAUUCCAAACUAGCUCAGGUGGUGUUUACGAAUGAAAACGAUGCAACCGGUGAUAUUUUUCUAGAUGCUUAUAUUUUAGAUGCAAAUGGUGAUAUUUUUCUAGAUGCUUAUAUUUUAGAUGCAAACAGAGUUUUUAAAAACUCCCGCUAGAGUGGAGAUUUUGGAAAAUUUCGGUUGCACGUUUACAUGUAAACUGACAAAAACGGAGGUUUAGGCAGCCAACGUCACAUUAGGCCUAUGCACCAAAAGUACAACCUGUGUUUAGCCUAAAUUUUAAUUUGGCUAUGGUGAUCAUGGAUGCAUUCAGAGUGGCAGUUGCAUUUAUGUUGGUGCAAACUCUUUUUGUCUGUUUGCAAUUGCAAAUACAGUUUAAAAGACAAAGAGGAACUGAUUUGUUGCUGUUGUUGCUAUUUUUGGGAUUCUGAUUGGCUAACGUGGGCUUGAGCUUGUCGUUCGCUUUAGAGCCGUUUAUGAAAAUAGCCGGCCACGUGUAAAUGUAGCCUCAGGGAAGACAUUGACACACAGGAGGGUUUUCAGGAAGAUUUGCACCUUUCAGCGUUUCCUCUGAAACAGAACCUUACUGUAGGCACUGGGUAUUGAGCACCGGGUGUUGACCACUGGGUUGACCAGUGAUUGGUUGACCAGUGAUUGAUUGACCAGACCAACUGUCACUGGAUCACUGGUAUCACUGGUAAGGGGUGAGGGGUCCGCUUGACUGGUCGGGGAUGAGGGGUCCGCUUAGUUAGUGUAGCUUAAGGAGGUCCGACCGAACAUGAGAACCCCUCAGCGUUCCCGCUGACACUGAGUCUUACACUGUGUGUGGUUGGCUGAUCGGACCAGACCGGGCGAGGGGGCCCAGUCAGUGGAGCUUAGAAAGAGGUCCGACCCUCAGCCAGGCUGUCCAUUUACCCUUCAACAGCUGACUUUGGCGGCGUAUUGUGCACCUGUACACCACGCGGCUAUGGUGGCGUCCUGUACACCACAUGGCUAUGGCGGCGUCCUGUACACCUGUGCAACUGUACACCACACGGCUAUGGCGGCGUCCUGUACACCUGUGCACCUGUACACCACACGGCUAUGGCGGCGUCCUGUACACCACAUGGCUAUGGUGGCGUCCUGUACACCUGUACACCACACGGCUAUGGCGGCGUACUGUACACCUGUACACCACACGGCUAUGGCGGCGUACUUUACACCAUAUGACUGAAUGCUUUUGUGCUUGAAAACUGGAGUUGUGGCCUUUGAACUUCAGCUUGUUUUGUAUUAUUAGCGCCUCAUGGUCCUCACUAGCCCCCAUUACAGCCUAGGAAGCCUGGCUCAGGCUUACACUGGGCUAGGCCCAGGACCUUCGCUGCUGGUGCUCUAAGCUGUUUCACAAUCUCGGAACGGAUAGCUGAGGCGUCUUUUUCUCUCAGAUACUCCAUGUUUAGCUGUUAAGAAAGGAUCUGAAAAAAACACUGUUUACUGCACAAUUGCCAUAUAUUCUAUAUUUUUAAUAACAUCCAAUACUUGAAAGUGCCAUAAGGAUCUUCAAUGUAUUAUUUUCCACUGCCCAGUUAUUUUGUAAUGUCAAGCUCAGAUUUUUGAUAUGUGACGUUUUACAUAGAAAAUCAUUUAUCUGCAUUGUAUUUUGUCUAUUAAUGUAUGUUUUCUAUUAAACGUGUUAUAUCUCUUGAAUAAAAGUUGUGAAGUAGCUUUU